Molecule: messenger RNA, 741 nt
Organism: Hippopotamus amphibius kiboko
Lineage: Eukaryota; Metazoa; Chordata; Mammalia; Artiodactyla; Hippopotamidae
Gene: GRXCR2
Product: glutaredoxin and cysteine rich domain containing 2
Exons: 3
Coding region: 1-741 (246 amino acids)
Biological process (GO): sensory perception of sound
Cellular component (GO): stereocilium shaft; stereocilium base; microvillus
Source: RefSeq, a predicted model, not a curated record
AUGGAGGACCCUGAGAAGAAGCUGAACCAGAAAAGUGACAGCAAACCCCGGAAAGUACGAUUUAAAAUCUCUUCCUCCUACAGCGGCCGCGUGUUGAAGCAGGUGUUUGAGGAUGGGCAGGAAUUAGAGUCGCCAAAGGAGGAAUACCCUCACAGUUUCCUCCAGGAGUCCCUUGAACCGAUGAAUGGUGUUUACGGGUCUGGGGAAGCCCCCAAACCCCGGCCGUACUCCCCUAAGCUGACUGCUCAGAGGAUCAGCGUGUUUCGAGAGGGCAGUGCCUACACCAUGGCGGGCAGCCAGCCUUUCUUCAAUGAUUACAAGGCAAAUGCCCAUAAGUCCCCACCUAUUAUAGAUUUUGGAAAGAUAAUCAUCUACACGAAUAACCUGAAAAUUAUUCGAACUCCAAUGGACAAGAGAGAUUUCAUGAGGAAAAUGCUCCAAAAGGAAGAGGAGGCCGAGGAAGAGUCUCUGAUGCACAAAGAAGAAAUCUAUGGAGACCAGAACGAUGGGCUUUUGGCAGAGACAGCAGGCACCUUCCCCCAUAACCAGUACCCACAGGAAGGGGAGCUUCCCGAGGACAACUGUUUUCACUGCCAGGGAUCAGGCAGUGCCACCUGCUCUCUGUGCCAUGGCAGCAAGUUCUCGAUGCUGGCCAACAGAUUUAAGGAGUCCUAUCGGGCCCUGCGGUGCCCUGCCUGCAAUGAGAAUGGCCUGCAGCCUUGCCAGAUUUGCAAUCAAUAG